Molecule: messenger RNA, 2712 nt
Organism: Synchytrium microbalum
Lineage: Eukaryota; Fungi; Chytridiomycota; Chytridiomycetes; Synchytriales; Synchytriaceae
Exons: 5
Coding region: 1-2712 (903 amino acids)
Source: RefSeq, a predicted model, not a curated record
AUGGAGAGUGCAGUAUACGUAGUCGAUGUGAUUGACUUGAAACAUCCUGCAGGAAAGCCUCACCAUGUAGAAAGUCGUAUACGUACUAGAAGUGGCUCGGAUCCAACCUACAUGUCCAAUAUCAGCCAACGGCACCAUGAAAUUAUCGAAGCUCGCAAGCUCAAGCUUAAACGCCGCCACUCGCACAUAAACCGUAUCCGCACUGCCAACUCUGCCAAAUACGCUCAGGAAAUCGAAAAGAAGGCUGUUGCCCUGGAAGCUAAAUUACGUCUCUCCGAUCAACGUCGUCAAAAGCUGGUUCGAACACCACGAUCGCGAUGGAUUUCAGAAAGUAACUUGUUUGAUCGGGAAGUAGUUCGUGGGCAGGCUGCCAAGACGUUACAGUCUGCUUGGAGGAAGUAUAAGCAAGCACCCUCCGUCAAGGCUUUUGUCAAACAUGGGAUAUCGCUUCAGCAUUCAUCUGCCACUUCGUUUGACAAGCUAGUCAAAAUCGUGCAGUCCGACGCCUUAAUUAAAGCAACCACCAGACUCCUUAUGCGGCUACGAAAAUCUCGGGAUGUGCCAGUCUCAACCAAGAAUAUGGCCCGAGUGUUUUUAUCCUCGUAUAUGAUAUCUGCCCAUCCUUCUGAGAUAUUGACUCGUAUGGGCUCUGAAGAGCUUGGAUUGAAGGAAUUGGCGGAUUCCAUGUUGCGCAAGUUUGAAGCUUGGGUUGCUGGGUAUGCUGUUGAAGGGUCAUAUACUCGCUUACAGGCCUUCUUGCCUGCUUGGGAAGCCUACCAUAGUGCUUUUGAGGCUUGGAAGAACAAGGACACGGAUAAGAUUAUUGAUAGUAUGAUUGCGCAUUGGAUUGAGUUGGAGAAACUUUGGUUGUCUGUCAAGGACAAUGCUGGUGCAGAACUAGAAUGGCGUCCCCGUGUUGACGAACAACAACGUCAAAUCCACGACCGUCUGUCUCGCUUUGGUCGUCCAGCUCUCCUCAAACUAGCCGACGAAGCUCGCCGUGUACGUGCCGAAUUCGGUCUAUUAGAAGACUCUGACGACGAAGACCCCAAAUCCGAAAACGCAAACCACACUGACGACACUAGUGAACCAGCCAUGUUUGCCACCGAUGAAGAAUCCGAUGCCUCCCAGAAGGAAUCGCCCAAACGCCGCAAACCAUCCCGUCGUGAACAGCAAGUCGUAGAAGAAGAUACUUCCAUGCCUCAAUUAUCAACUUCGCCUGAACGAUUCCCUGGACUGGCUACAUCGCCCAAAAUUGACUCGGUUCGUAUUCCAUCUCGUGCUUCGCCAUCGUCUCGAUCAUCUUCACCUGCUCCAUCUCCACCACUGCCAUCUACUACAUUCAACAAGAUGCCUUUACAGCUAAAACCUUCCCCACUUGCCCAAAAUGCUACUCUCAGUCCUCAAGAAGGUGGCAGUCCAGUUGCAAGCUUGAUUGACAAUACUCAGCCACAAGUAGACAUUGAGAAAAUGGUUGGUGGAUUUGGUGGUGAAUUGACUAACGAGGGUUUAGCUCAUGAGUUGGUUAUGGAUCCUGAAUUCGAGUUACGACCUGCUAAACGAUCUCCACUUGAAGAACAAGUGCGAAGUAUUGCCAAGAAGGCAUUCUUUGAUGCUGUGCGUAAGAGCCCUAAGGAACAUAUGCUCCUUUCCAUGGUGUCUGAAACGGGUCAUAUUGCUACCGAAAUCAAGGAAAAACUUGACUUGGAAAUGAUUCAGCAACAAAUAUCCAAGGAUAUCUUUGACUUGGCUGGAUGUAUAAAGUACAUUUUGAGCAAGAUGGCACAACUCUGUGCUCCCAUCCGUGAUGCUGCUAUUCGAACAUUAGCUCAAAUUGAAGACCCAGUACAUGCGUUUGAACAAAUUCUUAACGUCUUGGAAGAAAUGAAGUUGGACUUAGCCAACUACCGACUACAAGCUCUCCGACCCCACCUCGCCCAGCAAGCGGUCGAAUACGAACGAGCCAAGUUUGACGAUGCUCUCACCAAGGGAUCCAUCUCUCUAGAAAAGACCACCACAUGGUUGGAAACUUCCGCUAAAUCUCUCCAAGAAGUGCUGAAUGCCAGGGACAAGGAAGGUAUAUCUCACCCCGAAAACCGUGUCCGUUUCGAAGACGUCUACCACGACGCUCUCCUAUCACUUAUAUUCAACAACACUACGUUGCUGACUCGUGACAAGGUCCCCGAAACGCUGCUUUUGGACGCCGAUAGAUUAUGCCGUAUGCAGAACGAAGCCCAAGCAAUCAUCAUCGUAGCCAGUUUAAUCAUGCUCUCACGUAACGCAGCCGGUGAAUUACGAGGUGAUAAAGCUGCCAUGACCCAACUCAAAGAAACCCUAUUCGUGCUCCUGGAGGAUGGAGAAUCAACCGUCGAUCAUCUCGCCGCUCAAAUCGUACAGGCCGUAUCAACCGCACUCGGCAAAAACAACAAGGAGCUUGAAGAGGCUCAAAUCACGUUGAUCAAAACCAUGGUUGAAAAGACACUGUCUCAUAAAGAUGCUGUGUUUACCCUGCUCUCUCGUCGUGCGCAUACUGCCAUCAAGCAACAGUUGGUGUCGUCACAUUUUAAAAGGGAUGCGCUGACUUCUGCUGGUCUGGACUUGGUUGGCAAGGAGCUGGAGGAUUUGUCGAGGAAGGUGUAUUUGUUGGCCAAGCAUAAUAAGGAGGUGCAUGCUAAACAUUAUGAUGAUAUACUUAAGAAGGCUUUGUUUUAA